Molecule: messenger RNA, 2627 nt
Organism: Salvelinus namaycush (lake trout)
Lineage: Eukaryota; Metazoa; Chordata; Actinopteri; Salmoniformes; Salmonidae
Product: uromodulin-like
Exons: 10
Coding region: 1-2151 (716 amino acids)
Biological process (GO): neutrophil migration
Cellular component (GO): cell surface; apical plasma membrane
Source: RefSeq, a predicted model, not a curated record
AUGGAAGAGAUGGGUGGGGGGAGGCUGGUGGAGCCUGGUACAGGCGGGUCUAAACAAGGCUUCUGGUCUGAGGAUCGUAGCGACACAGAGCUGGUGGAGCCUGGUACAGGUGGGUCUAAACAAGGCUUCUGGUCUGAGGAUCGUAGCGACACAGAGCUGGUGGAGCCUGGUACAGGUGGGUCUAAACAAGGCUGCUGGUCUGAGGAUCGUAGCGACACAGAGCUGGUGGAGCCUGGUACAGGUGGGUCUAAACAAGGCUUCUGGUCUGAGGAUCGUAGCGACACAGAGCUGGUGGAGCCUGGUACAGGUGGGUCUAAACAAGACUGCUGGUCUGAGGAUCGUAGCGACACAGAGCUGGUGGAGCCUGGUACAGGUGGGUCUAAACAAGACUGCUGGUCUGAGGAUCGUAGCGACACAGAGAUGGUGGAGCCUGGUACCGGUGGGUCUAAACAAGGCUUCUGGUCUGAGGAUCGUAGCGACACAGAGCUGGUGGAGCCUGGUACAGGUGGGUCUAAACAAGGCUUCUGGUCUGAGGAUCGUAGCGACACAGAGCUGGUGGAGCCUGGUACAGGUGGGUCUAAACAAGACUGCUGGUCUGAGGAUCGUAGCGACACAGAGCUGGUGGAGCCUGGUACAGGUGGGUCUAAACAAGACUGCUGGUCUGAGGAUCGUAGCGACACAGAGCUGGUGGAGCCUGGUACAGGUGGGUCUAAACAAGACUGCUGGUCUGAGGAUCGUAGCGACACAGAGCUGGUGGAGCCUGGUACAGGUGGGUCUAAACAAGACUGCUGGUCUGAGGAUCGUAGCGGCACGAGUUUCAAUUGGCGUUCCACCACCAACAACAACCAGGUUAAUGGGGGCUCACACUGCGACCAGAGCAUCAACUUUCAGGGCUGGUAUCGCCUGUUCCUGGGGCACACCAGCGUUCAGAUGCCAGAGAGGUGUGUGGAGAUUAACAUGUGUGGAACCCACGCCCCCCUGUGGCUCACAGAGCCCCAUCCCCAGCUGUCAGACAGGGUGGUUCAGAGGGGCGUCUGUGGGAGCUGGUCUGGUAACUGCUGCUUGUUUAAACAACCUCCCAUCCAUGUCAAAGCCUGCUAUGGAAACUACUAUGUCUACAAGUUGGUUCCUGCAAUAAACUGCCACUUGGCCUACUGUGCAGACGUCAACACCAAGGUGUGUUCUACCUGUAGAGAUGAUGACACCUGUAGGAGUGAGGAUAAGAUCACCUGGAGGUGUGAGAGGAAAGCCCCUACACCUACACCUACACCACCUCGGAUAACUGUUACCACCACCAAUCCUCCUAUCAUGGCCCCAGAGGUGGUGUGUGGGCAGAGCAUGAUACAGGUGGGUCUAAACAGGGCUAACCUGAGGGCCGCUGGUCUGAACGCUUCCACAGCUCACCUGGCCGACUCUAGGUGCUCCGCCCACGAGGAUCGUAACGGCACGGUGUGGUACCAGGUGGAGCGCAGGGAGGGACGCUGUGGAAACACCCUGGAGACUAACACCACCCAUGCUGUCUACUCCAACAGCUUAUUUGUUUAUCCAGUAGAUGGGAGGAAUGACUCUCUCUCCCGACCCGUGAGCUUUCCUCUCUCCUGUGUCUAUCCUCUGGGGACAGAGAGCAGUCUGAAUGUGGCCAUCAGACCCUACCUACUGAAUAGUCGUGGAGCUGUUGGAGUCGGUGCCAAGGCCAGAGCCUCCAUGUUUCUGUAUCGUAACUCCAACUACACAGAGUCUUACCCAGCUGGUGAAGUCCUCCUGCCGAUUGGUUCCACUCUGCGCGUGGGCGUGUCCGUAGAGGAGUCCGGGAUGGAGCGUUUUGUUGUUGUUCUAAGGGACUGCUAUGCCAACCAAUCCCCCAACCCUGAUAAUCUCCCGCGGACCUACAUGAUUCAGGACAGGUGUCCUACAAAUCGUACCCAGGUGACCAUGGAGGAAAGCGGCUCGUCCCUCAGGGCUCGCUUCUCUGCUGCGUUGCAGGUGGACUACCGUUACUUCUUCCUGCACUGCAGCCUCAGCCUGUGUGACCAGAGGAGCUCCUCCUGCACUCCAGUGUGCUCUGGAAGGAAAUCUCGCUCUGUGUCUGAUACUGUCCUCCUCAAGCCCAUAGCCAUCGGGCCAAUCAGCUGGGCCCAGAGCCUGGAGUGAGCCUUGGGACCCCCAGCAUAUGACGGAUGGCAGGGGGCCAGAGUCUGGAGUGAGCCUUGGGACCCCCAGCAUAUGAAGGAUGGGUUCCCUCCUGCAUUACUCCCCUGAUCUCCAUCCCAACCUACAGCCCAGUGUAACUUUCAAGGGCACAGAAAUACUUUGAUUCUAGUAAUGAAUUUCUGCACUACAGUGUGAUUUCAUUGUACUGUGUAUGUUGUAUACACAUAGACUUGCAUUGUUUUAGGACUGAUCAUUUCCUCAAAUCAUUGCAAGUUCCAACCAAACCUGAGUUGCUGUGUGUGUAUGUUCAGAUUCUAAGUAAUGAAUUGAUGCACUACAGUGUGAUUUCAUUGUACUGCGUAGUUGUAUACACAUAGACUUGCAUUGUUUUAGGACUGAUCAUUUCCCCUAACCUGAGUUGCUGUGUGUGUAUGCUGUGAUUUGAUGAUGUCAAUAAAUAACUCUGUAUGAUGAUG